AUGAUAAUAGUAAAAUUAUUCUUUCUUAUUGGAUAUUUUUAUUUGAUUAAAUCAAAAACCGUUUUUAUGCACAACUUACCUUUGGGAGAAUACCGUACGGUAUUUGAGAAAAUAUAUUCUUGUCAAUCGACAAAUUUAAUUGAAUUCAACACUUAUUUCAGUAAAAGGACAUCAAAUAUAACCGAGAUGAAGGGAAAUAUUUCAUUGUUGAUACCGUUUGACGAUAUUUUUUCUCUUGAUGUAAACGCCGCUUCUUGGAGUUUAAUCGGUGGUUGGAUACCAAAUUCGAUGGUUUAUUUAUCAAAGAAUGCAUGUAAUAGUUUGAAAAAGUUCGCAGGAAACGCAUGGUAUUCAAUAAUUAAAGCUUUUAACAUUCCUACAACUAGCUGUCCAAUUCCUUCGGGUACAUAUAUUACAUCAGGGAUGAAUUUAAUGGAAUUAGAAAACCAUAACUUUCCAAAGGUGUAUUUCUAUGGAAAAUAUAGAUUUACGUUCAAAAUAAAAAAUGUAGAAAAUAAAGUAAUUUUUUGUGCCGUAUUAGAAUUGCGUUUAAUACGACCAUGGGAAAAACCAAUUUGA
Rhopalosiphum padi (bird cherry-oat aphid) is the source of this 579-nucleotide messenger RNA. RefSeq lists its product as uncharacterized. NCBI's taxonomy places the organism in Eukaryota, Metazoa, Arthropoda, Insecta, Hemiptera, Aphididae. Bases 1 to 579 code for a protein of 192 amino acids. The transcript is spliced from 4 exons. The record is from RefSeq and is a predicted model, not a curated record.